CGAGAUUUAGUCUGAUUUGAAACGUAAUGUACCGUAGGAGGUGAUUUCGAGUAAGUACUCGAAGCGGUCAGGUUGUUCAGCAAGCCUCGUCGAUGCUGGACCAGCAACAUCGUCGCGCUAAGUCUCGCCGUGAUCAUGGUUCACCAUUUAUUUCCUCGACGGAUGAAGUGAAAGCCAUGAUCGGAGCUGGUGUAGAAUGUAAAGAAGUCGAUGCGAAUCGAGAGAGGGAAACCACUUUGGCGUCCAGUUACUCCAAGGCAAGCUGAAAGGAAUGUCGAGCGCCGUGCAUCGCGACACCAACGAGUUCUCGCACUGAGGCGUCUCUAAUCAACCGUCAAACAACGUUCUUGUCAACAAAGCAUCAAUAAUAAAAAAUUCAUGUAUUGACGAAGAAUGAAAUCAGACUGAACGCAAUGAUGUUGAAACAUUUUAUUAUUGCCAUAUCUUUAAUAUAUGUUACAGAAUGUACAGGCCAAGUUUACAAGAGUCGGCCGAUCGAGACAGCUGCAGUAAACAAACCAGCGGUUGUAAACGAUGAUUUUAUUACACAAACAGUUUACGGUUUCCUAGAUUUCACCACCACCAUCGGAAACACAGUGAUGGUCUUCAGCCCACAAAGCGCGCCAUCAGAUGGUGAAAAAGGAAAGAAGAGCAGCGGUUCGAUCAUUCAGACGAAACCGAGCGAAACGAAGGAAAAAGCAGCUCUUGAUAUUCAGCCAAGCAAAACACACAAGACGAAUCCAGGGGAAGAAACUAAAAAACAAGUUAAAGGAUCGAAGGUUGUUGUGAAUUCCGUGAUCGAACAGAAUAUCAUAAAUUCCUCGGACGAUAACGGAUUGCGAUCUCCAAAGAGUCAGGAAUUGAACACUCGGGCACCUGUAAUGACCAAGAGUCCUCCAGUGCACACGCAGGUGCAAAUUAAAGCGAACGACGAUAAGCCCGGUUUAAAGAACAAUCUUGCGGAACCUGAAUACGACUUCCUGUCAAAGCAACCCGCAGAAGUAAUCGAUGAAACGUUCAAGUUGAUCAAUCUGAGACCCUCUUCGAAAAUCCUUUCGAAACCAAGGCCCACAGCACGAAGAGAGAAAGAAAAUCCAACUGGUCUCGUGACGAAACUCGGCGGAACUAUCGUUAAGGAUGGAUUAACAACCGUUCACGAAACUAGCGUGAUCGGUACCUACAUAAAUGGUAAAUACGCUCAGGUGCUUCAAAGCUCUUCUAGGAUUCUUCAAGGUACACCACCAAUUCCUGAAGGCAAGAUUCGUCCAUCCAGUACUCAAAGAAUCUUAAAAACUAUCGGACCGCAGCAAGGAAAACUGAAACCGCAACUAGAACCAACGCCAACGAACCACCAAGAAGAGUCUUCGUUGCCUCUAGAAGUUCUCUUUAGCGCUCCAGCUGGUUCCACGGUACGAAGCACACGAAAGCAUUCAAUUCCGAAUUCGGCGCGUCCGAAAUUCCAUAACAAAAUUAACGAGAAUGAUAGCGGUGAAGUGCAGCAAGCAAAACCGCCCAAGCCUCGAAUCAGUACCACAUCAAGGCCAAGCUUUAAAAAUCGAAGUCCUCCAACAACUACGACCGAAGCACCUGUCACGCGUCGUCGCAGUAGUUUCAGGCCGAAUAAUCAACCAAGUUUGCCUUCGAAACAAAGCAAUAAAAACAAAGUUGAGCAACAAUCGGUUAAUACUAACCCCUCGCCGAAACUGAAGUUGCCGAGAACGCAAGGUCGUUGGUCUUACAAAACAACCCCUAAACCAAGAGUCAUAAUUCGAAAGCAAGUCGACGAUGACGAAUUACGUUCUACGCCUGAAACUACUACUACCGAGGGUCCAAUAAAUCUCGAUGACAGCAAAGCAACUGCAGCCUCUGUUUCGACUUCCACGACGACCGUGUCCACGUCGGGUCAAGCAGUCAACGCUCAAAGAAAGAUCCAGGAAGUUGCUAGCGAUAUCGAACUGGAUCCAAGCGAAAGCGAGGACGUGGCCAGUAUCAGCGUUCAAGAUCAACAGCAUUCCGAACAGAUAUUACCCGUAGAAACGAUCAACGUUGAGAUCUCUACGGCCGCCGAUAAUAGUAACGCGUACUUUGAAAUCGCCACCAUUAAGUCACCGUACACUUUCCAGGUUGGAACCUUGAGAAACACGCGCUACGUUACCGUAACUUCAACGGUAAAGAAAUCGUUUUCGACGAUAGAUCCGUCUACUACGAUAUCGCCCACCGAACCUUUAACCGAAAAUCUUCUGGCCAACACCGCAGCAGCUUACGAGACAACAUUGCCACUUGAUUCGGCCGUAGCAACCCUUCCAGCCAUAUCUCUAGAAUCUGGCCAAGCUACGCCGCCUUUGGAAACUGUAACGGAAACAUUCUCGACUACCCAAACCCUUCUGAAGACCCAUCUGCUACCGGUGAUACACGGUAAUAAUACAACCAAAUUGACGCUUGUGCAAACGUACAAUAUCGCGCGUGUGGUCACCGCCACGAAGACUCUGCCGCCGAUGGACAUAUACCAGUUCAUUCCUAGCAAGGCAUUAAACGAAUUCAACUCGAAACUCGACGAAGCAGGAAGCGAGCUCCACUUAGAGUUGGACGUUGGGGACGAGGACAGAGACGACGAUGAUAUUCCCAAAAGAGUAAUAGCGCCAAGCAACGAUAUGGACACCGAUUUGGAGCCCUUCAAAUCCAUAUCGUCGUCAAAAGUAAAGUCAGAAACACCGAGCAGCAGUUCCGUUGAAUCUCAGUUGACUCCCGAUCAACUGGCCCUGUUGAAAUAUUUUGGACAACAGCAGCAACAAGUGAUCACUACAUCGCGGCCAGUCGUUGUCCUGGAGACGCUCUACGAAUCUCACGUGAUUCCGGUGGUGAACAACGGAAACACACUUUACUCGACGUUAUCCAGGCCAGUCGGCACCGUGCCACGAACCUCUUAUGAAUACGGAACAUCAACGAUUGCACCAGUAUUGCCGCCGCAAUUACCACCGCAACUGCCGCCGCAAUUACCACUAUUCCCACAGCAGCCACAUUUCACGGUGACGAGCGCUCCUCUGGUCACGCAAGUCCUGGCAACCGUGUCCGAUUCUAAAAUACUAAAAUUGACCUUUGGAGCAAAGACGGCUUACACCACGUUGUUCUCUAGCCGUGUGGUACCAACGGAGGUCACAACCUAUGUUACAACUACCGUACCUGUGCAGCCGAGCGUACCUUCUUAUCCAGGUUACUAUCCUCCUCCGGUCGGUUAUCCACCUUUCCCUUUCGUAGGAUAGAUUCUCUUUUAGUUCAUGUCAAUCGUGUGAGAUGCUCUUAAUCUAUCGAGGACAGAAUGUCUUAUUAUAGGAUGUUCUCCAAAAGCAAUUAAUUAUGAUAGAUAACAGAAAAUUGAUCGUUGAAUUACAGUUUUCGGUACGCACUUGGAUUCCAUUGGGUUUCAAAUAAGCUUCUUUGCUAUCCACUUUGGCAUUUUAGUGUAAUCUUAUUUAACGUAUUUAAAACGUAGUACUUAUUGCUAGCAUUAGUAUUUAAGAUACAAACAUCUGUUCCGGAGCUUUGAGAGAACAGAUGGCGAAGGAAAACAUGAUAUUGGGAGUGCAUAAAUCUGACAAGUGCAAGUUAGGCAUAAUUGCAAAGCUCGAUAGCGGUAAGUUCAUUUUUUCAUAAAUUAUUCAUAAGUUUUACCAAGCAAAGAUACGAAUCGACGAGGAAAUAUUUUCUAAAAAAGUAGAUCCAAGUCAAUUUCAUUCGACGGUAAUUUAAUUAACGCAACAACGAGAUAAAAAUAUUAAACCCUUGAUAAAAACACAACAUUUUCAAGCUGUUAUUAAACAUUGAAAUUUAAUGUAAAUCUUGUAAAUAAUCAUUUCUUCAUUUUGUUUUAUUAUGACUUUGCUAAAGCCUUUAAAGUAUCGACGUUACUUCGAAUUUGUCAAAAAUUAUUACAACACGUAUAUUUAUUCGUAUUUUAUCAAUAAUUCAUUUAAUAUUAAAUUAACAUUAAUUAAGAAA
Colletes gigas is the source of this 3996-nucleotide messenger RNA. Its product is annotated as flocculation protein FLO11. The record is from RefSeq and is a predicted model, not a curated record. The transcript has 9 exons. The coding region runs from base 414 to 3260 and encodes 948 amino acids. Lineage: Eukaryota; Metazoa; Arthropoda; Insecta; Hymenoptera; Colletidae.